This is a messenger RNA of Penaeus monodon (black tiger shrimp), 2189 nucleotides long. It is a transcript of the gene Atg6, whose product is annotated as beclin-1-like protein. Gene Ontology annotation, cellular component: phagophore assembly site; phosphatidylinositol 3-kinase complex, class III, type II; phosphatidylinositol 3-kinase complex, class III, type I. The record is from RefSeq and is a predicted model, not a curated record. The transcript has 8 exons. The coding region runs from base 139 to 1413 and encodes 424 amino acids. Gene Ontology annotation, biological process: autophagosome assembly; cellular response to nitrogen starvation; autophagy. NCBI's taxonomy places the organism in Eukaryota, Metazoa, Arthropoda, Malacostraca, Decapoda, Penaeidae.
UCGUUACUAUUCGUUCUGUCAACAUCUUCAUCGUACGACGUAUAUGUCUCCCUGUGAAUGGCCAAGAUUAUAUCGUAUUUUUUUUUUUAAGUUAUGAGAGUAUAGUCUGGGUUUAUUAGACACUUAUAACCAGUAAUCAUGGAUGCAAGAGUGACAGUAAACUUUGUUUGCCAACGUUGCCUGCAUCCAAUCCAGUUGGAUCCUGGAUUUUCCCAUCUAAAUGAACACAUUCUUGCUGAACUAGCAUUGCCAAUAUUCCCUGGUGAGGAAGCAGAAUUUGAUGCAUCAGAAGUAGACAAGUUAGUGCCUCCACUACAGUUGACAGAUUCCGGCCAUCACCCACAUGGAUUUACCUUAGUAGGAGAGUCUGGGGACACAGAGAAAUCACAGCCCCUAAAGGUAGCGACUGGGUUGUAUGACCUGGUCAGCUCAAAUAGUGACAUUGACCACCCUCUUUGUGAAGAAUGCACAGAUGCCUUGCUUGACCUAAUGGACACCACACUCUCGCGCACCCAGAGACAAGCACAGAUGUCCCAGCAACUGCUCAAUUCCCUUGCUGAUAUGCCAGAUAUGGAUGUAACAGCUUUGGAGAGUGAAUUGAAAAAUCUGCAAGCCGAGGAAGAGAGACUCCUUGCAGAACUGUCUGAGGUGGAGGCUGAGCAGAAGGCCGCAAGAGAGGUUCUAGAGAAACACGAGGAGGAGAAAGCACGACUGGAGGAUGAGGAGGAGAGAUACUGGAGGGAAUACUGCACACACAAGUCUCAGCUCACAGCCAUGGAAGAUGAGAACAGAAGCUUGAAGAGUCAGCUGAGCUACACACAGAACCAGUUGGAGAAGCUCAAGAAGACCAAUGUAUUCAACACCACUUUCCACAUCUGGCACUCGGGCCACUUUGGCACCAUCAACAACCUGCGCUUAGGACGGUUGCCAACGGCCCCAGUGACAUGGCCAGAGAUCAACGCAGCCUGGGGACAGACAGUGCUGCUCCUGGCCUCACUCGCCAGAAAGAUAGGACUGAAGUUCUCCAAACACCGCCUGGUUCCAUACGGCAACCACUCGUAUAUUGAGGUUGUGGGAGAAAGCCGGGAGCUACCCCUAUAUGGCUCAGGAGGCUUCCGGUUCCUAUGGGAUACAAAGUUCGAUGCAGGCAUGGUAGCCUUUCUGGAGUGUGUGGCAGAGUUCCAACAGCACGUAGAAGCACAGGGAGGCCAGGCAGCACGCUUCUGUCUGCCGUACCGGAUCAACAAGCACUUCAUUGAGGACCCUUCUUCAGGAAAUUCUUUCUCAAUCAAGAUGCAGUUUAACAGUGAGGAACAGUGGACAAAAGCACUCAAGUUCCUUCUAACAAACCUCAAGUGGGGCCUCACCUGGGUGUCGUCUGCUCUCUUCUCAAGCACUCAGGGUGAAGGAUAAGCACAAAGUUGGAAUGAAAAAGAGAAUGAGGUUGUGAAAGGGAUGGCAGAUAACAGCCUAACUGCUUGGAAGGUGAUAGAGAAUGAUGUUUGUGGUUGGGACUGGAUUUAUGCAUAUACUUUUUUUUUCUUGCAUAUUCUUUCUUUCUUUCCUUCUUCUUCUUCUUCUUCUUCUUCUUCUUCUUCUUCUUCUUCUUCUUCUUCUUCUUCUUCUUCUUCUUCUUCUUCUUCUUCUUCUUCUUUUCUUUCCUUCUUUCUUUCUUUCUUUCUUUUUUAUAAGUGUGAGUUUGAGGCUAGUUGAUUUUAGGUGAUUUAAAUGUGAACAAUGUACAGUAAGGUUUGGCAAAUAUAUCAAUUUUAUUAUUUUGACAAUCUGUUUGAUGCAGAGGAUUGGAAAUGUUCAACACAAAAAUGUCAAACACUGUUCCAAGUCAUUAAAAAUUUGCUUGUGUUUUUGAAUUCAGUCUGUAUGAAUGAUAUAUGAAAUAUUUUAAAGUGGUGAUCUGAUCAUACUUUUUUUUUAUUAGCAGAUAAUAUUAACAUUAAUUUAUUUGAUUAUAUACUUAAGUACUGUCUAUCAAUAGUGUAUAACACAACCCCAUGUAAUAAUAUCAGGAAAUAUGCAGUUUUAUGUGCACUGUAUUCACACUGCAUAUUAUUUUUUCCCUGUGAUAUUUUGUAUGUAUCAUAUAGUAAAUAUGGUGUAGUGAUAAUGCAUAAAACAUAUAUGAUGAGGAUUAUCAUUUUUCUCCCAAGAAUAAAGAUUAUUAGAAUUUA